AAUAUCUUUCGUCAGCAAAUUUACAUUCAGACAAUCCCAUUGCUCUGAUUAAUAUUGACCCAUAACCUUAUCUAUAAAUGUCAGCAAAUAAGGUCAGAAAGUAAUUGUUGUACGAAUUGUGAACUAUGUUACUUUUAUUGUACUUAAAUCAUGUAAUUUUUGUUUGUUUGGCUAUUACAACAAUUACAGACGCUGCUGCCAGCGGAGAUGACAUUUUUAAUUCAGUCGAACGUGACAACCCUGAUACACUUAAAAUGGUCUUAAAGCAGAUGGAAGUAAUGCAGGCAAAAAUCACGAAGUUAGAAGAAUCGGAGGCGAGUUUGAAGCUCUCACUAAGCGCUCUUAUGGGAACUCAAAAGCUAUGUAUGUCACAAAUCGACGCACUUACAUACCAAAUCAACACCCUUAAACCCAAAAUAAUGGAAAUAGGAAAUAAAUCAAAACCGCUAAAGAAGACAACGGAACAGAUGGACAUUACAGAUGGAGAACAGGUUACAGAAAAACUGGAAUCUGAACAAAACAUGCAUCAUACGGAAUAUGGAAUUAAAAACAGUAGCGGAACAAAACGUGAAAAGGAGAUCCGCCAGACCAGCGAGAGUGUUUUUUUCUCCGCCUAUCUGGAUCACGUGAUGAGUAAUUUAGGACAAGAUCAACCUGUUGUCUAUAACAUGAUACUACAGAACGAAGGCGGGUCAUACAGCGGAUCAUCUGGAAUAUUUCACGUUCCAAUAUCCGGUGUUUUUUUGUUUUCCUGGUCGACGUCUGCACGUGUGUUACCAGGGGGACAGACGUAUGACGUAUGGGUAAAACUGGUUGUUAACGGAGUACACCAGAUUGGUGCUGCAGCCGAGAGUCAGGUAGUGAAAGAUGACAACCAGGGCAGUAGUACAAUUAUCUUACGUCUUAAAAAAGGUGACGAAGUCUGGACGGCAUCACAAAAUGCCGGUUCCAGUUUAUUCGGAUCGGAUAAUGAAAGGACGACGUCAUUCACUGGUGUAUUGUUGUAUCCAAGCUAGAUUGUUAUAUUUUUUCCACUGUUCGAGGAAAGCAAAAGCACUAGCAAUAUUACAAAUGUUAGUUGAGUUGUUCUAUACCU
Molecule: messenger RNA, 1096 nt
Organism: Ruditapes philippinarum (Manila clam)
Lineage: Eukaryota; Metazoa; Mollusca; Bivalvia; Venerida; Veneridae
Exons: 4
Coding region: 126-1016 (296 amino acids)
Molecular function (GO): protein binding
Source: RefSeq, a predicted model, not a curated record